AUGGCUGAAUCCUCAAAUGAAUCAGAAAUGGAUGCACCUUUUGUCAAUGAUACGAUAGAAUCAAUGACAGAUGAAAUUGUAGAAAUUUUAGAUCUCGACGAUAGUGAAAGUAAAGGUCAAAUUAUUAAUGAUUUGUUCGAAAACGGUCGACAAUCAUUGGUUAAAUAUGAAGAAGAUAUUAUAUGCGAAAAAUAUAAAGAUGUAAUGAAUGGCAGGGAGAACAAAAUGAUGUGUUUAUUAAAAAA
Messenger RNA from Rotaria socialis, 245 nucleotides. The record is from the annotation of a GenBank genome assembly. NCBI's taxonomy places the organism in Eukaryota, Metazoa, Rotifera, Eurotatoria, Philodinida, Philodinidae.